This is a messenger RNA of Monodelphis domestica (gray short-tailed opossum), 1747 nucleotides long. NCBI's taxonomy places the organism in Eukaryota, Metazoa, Chordata, Mammalia, Didelphimorphia, Didelphidae. The record is from RefSeq and is a predicted model, not a curated record.
UGACACUUCCUGGGAUUCCCGGGCCUACUGCCGGAAGUCUCGGUGGUCGCCUUGGCAACAGGGGCCCAUACCAAUAAGGGUCGCUCAGUCCUCCAGAGGCUGGUCCAGCUAGGCCCAGCUCAGUCCAUUCUUUGAUUCCCAAAGAGAGGAUUCCCUCCCCACUGGCAGGCCCGGAAAAACUGCUUGCCUGGAGGGAUGGCCAGUCCUUUGAUUUCUCAGUACCUGCCUCCUGACAUCGACCCUACCAAAGUUUCCAUUGCCUAUGGACGCCGGGCUCUGCCGAAACUGAAUGAGGAGCUCAAUAGCCCGGAUCUGCUGACUCGGCAGAGGGCCCUCAUGGCCCUGUGUGACUUAGUGCAUGAUCCUGAAAAUGCGUACGAGGCCAUUAGCAUCGGGUGUCUGAACACCUUGAAACUUCUGCUGAAAGACGCGGACAGCACCGUGAGGCAUAAAACCUUGGAAGUUUUUUACAUCAUGGCUAGUCACAGUGUGGGCAGGGAAGGCUUUUUAAAGAAUCGAAUCAUCCUGGCCCUGGCCCCGAACCUGGAGGACCCCGUGUUGUUGUGCCGCAGAUUCUUGCAUAUGACCUACGUGAGAUUGGCGCAGGUGCCCAAAGGGGCCCAUGCAAUCAUUGCGAGUGGACUGAUUCCCUAUCUGGUGAAGAAGGUACAAAUAGAAGUGGAGGAAAUCAAGGAGAUCCUCUUGGACACUCUCUACUUCUGCCUGCAAUGGGAUGCAUCCCAGGCCCUCCAGAGCGACGCAGUGCCCAUCCUUCAUGAGAUGCUCUUUAGUCUGAACGAUGUCAUCCGAAGCAAAGCAGCUCGCACCAUGAUGGCCUUGUGCAUGCCUCGGGAUGGGAAGAAAAAAGUGUGGGAGUACAACGUCAUUCCUAUCCUGGUGUCGCUAUUGAAUGACUCAAAUAUAGAUGUGUUGGCCAACGCAGCAGGGGCGCUGAUGUUUGCAACGGUGACUACUGCAGGUGUAGGGAGUGGAGUCUCAAGCCUUGGAGAUCCAGAAGUCCAGGAAUCAAGAACAGACAUGGCAGCAAUAAAGCCCCAGGAAGCAAGGCUCUGAGGAUGUGGAGGUGGGGCUUUGCAAUUGAACUUGGAGGAGCUCUUGUCCUCUAGCAGUGAUGGCAAACCUUUUAGAGAUGGAGCACUGGGCACUGUCCCCACCCCACCCCCCAGACUAUGUGCCAGGGCGCUCCCCCACAUUAUGAGACAGGGGAAAGAAGAAGUGCUCCCAUUGGGCUGCUGGGCGGAGGGGUCGGUGAAGUGAGGAAUGUCCUCAGUGAGUGUAGAGAGGGGGAAGGGAGUGGCCCAAGUGCUCUUCUCCCCUCCAGCUCUGCCACCUGUGAGCCAACACCUUACCCCCUGUGUGCUCCCAUUGGCUGCUGGGCAGAGGAGUGAGGAGGUGUGGUGGAGAGGGGGAGGGGAGCAGCUCUGCCCAAGUCCCUCUGCCUUUCUAGUAAUGAACUUUGGGGGAUGGGGGUGAGAUGGGGAAGGGUGGAUACAUGCCCACAGAGGGCACUCUGUGUACCAUCUUUUGGCACCCAUGCCAUAGAUUCACCAUCACUGUCCUACAGGAACUGAGCUAAACUGUAAGCUUAAUCCUGUCCCUCCAGAGAUUGUGGGGCAUAUAUAUGGAUAAGCAAGGGAAAUAUUCCUCCCCCCACCCCAGGGAUUGAGUAAAAUGUUUAUAAAUGUGUUCUUGCUACAUCUUUGAAAUAAAAUCACUUUGUUAAAAC